Messenger RNA from Stylonychia lemnae, 651 nucleotides. The record is from the annotation of a GenBank genome assembly. NCBI's taxonomy places the organism in Eukaryota, Ciliophora, Spirotrichea, Sporadotrichida, Oxytrichidae.
AUGCGUUCUUUCUUUGUCUACUAAAAUAAGAAUCACGAUAGCUAAACUGCAGGGAAUGUCUUUGAUGUUAUUCAAGACGAACAGGGUCAUGCUCUAAAUUCAGAACUAGUUUAUUCAAGUGAAAAUCCUGUCCUGUCUCCAAUCCUAAUGCAUAGUGAACCCCAAUCACAUUCUUCAUACUAAUGGAACCAGGUGUAGAAAUUUCCAGACUAAAGUCAUUUAAAUUUUGGAAAUAAUACACUAGAAGAGAAGAAAAAGUAUAGUGUGACAAGUGAUUCUUAAAGACUGAGAUUUAUGAAUAUCCUAUCUUAAGGAGAUACAACAAUCAAAGAGGCGGCCAAAAAAUGUGACAUCAAUUACAGUACUGCAAAAUCCAUUGUCAAACUGAUGAAAGAUUAAGGCAGAAUAUUAAAGAAGAAGCAUAGAAAAACUUCCAUUUGUUCAACCCCACUUAAUAAUAAUAAGCACAAAUUGAGGAUGACUAGAUACAAAUCCAAAAAAGACAUAGCUGCGAUUUUACUAACUUUGAAGUUUAAAUUGUACAAAAAUAAUAGAAUUAGGAAUCUAGCACUACAACGCUCGAUAGACAGAGACACCAUAUUUAGCCAUUUGAUAGAGAAAGUAAUGGCUGAAGACACAGGUUUAAAAUGA